AUGGCGAAGCUCACUCGUCCGUGCCCCGCGUGCUCAGCGGAAGUGUCCGAAUACGAUGGUGGUGGCGGCCCCGACCUCGGAGCGGCUGUAGGAGCUCUGCCCCAGCUCGCCCCUGCACUGGCGUUGACCAAUCCCCGAUCUCCCGCAUGGACACCAUCUGGUGGUCUUUGCGAGAUCUCCUGCGCCUGCAUGAUGCAGUGCAACCCCACGAGCGAUCCUUCAGGUGUACGAACUUAUGACGAUAGGCACGCCAAGCGAGAGCAGACCUCCAUCACUACGAUCCAAUGGCAUAUUCAAGAACUAGCCGAAAGUUGGAUGGCCAGCGAGGUGGACAAAGGAUCCCCGAUGCAUGUUUGUGGUAGUUCUGAGCUUCUGAGCGGAAGUGGACGAAGUCACCUAUCCAGAUCCCAUUCUGUGGGCCUCGAGACCGAAGUCGAUGGAGAUCCCGAGGUCUUGGCCAACGAGCCUAUCGCCGUUAUCGGAAGUGGUUGCCGGUUCCCCGGCACUGCAAACUCGCCAUCCAAUCUCUGGGAACUCCUGCGCCAGCCACGAGACCUGCUUCGUGAGAUCCCUACCGAAAGAUUCAACGCCAAGGCAUUUCAUCAUCCAGAUCCACAGUACCAUGGCCACAGCAAUGUCCUUCAUUCCUACUUACUCGAUGAGGACGUACGACGCUUUGAUCCACAGUUUUUCAACAUCAAGCCAGUCGAGGCGCAAGCCAUGGACCCGCAGCAGCGCCUUCUGCUGGAAACGGUGUACGAAGGCCUCGAAGCUGCAGGGCUGACGAUUGAAGGGCUUCGAGGCUCAAGGGCCAGUGUCUAUGCUGGCCUGAUGUGCAACGACUACGAAGCCAUCCUGCUCCGGGACUUUCAACAGAUUCCGAAUUAUCAUGCCACAGGAGUGGCGCGCAGUAUUGUAUCGAACCGCAUCUCGUACUUCUUCGACUGGCAUGGACCGUCGCUGACCGUGGACACUGCAUGCUCUUCGAGUCUCAUUGCGGUUCAUCUUGCGGUCCAAGCCCUCCGCGCCGCAGAAACAAAUGUCGCUUUCGUAUGUGGAUCGAACCUGAUACUCGGGCCGGAGAACUAUGUCGCAGAAAGUAAACUGAAGAUGCUGUCUCCCGACGGCCGGUCCCGGAUGUGGGAUCAGAGCGCGAAUGGCUAUGCACGAGGCGAGGGUGUAGCGGUCGUGGUGCUCAAGACCCUCAGCGCAGCUCUGGCAGACGGGGACCAUAUAGAAUGUCUGAUCCGGGAAACAGGCAUUAAUCAAGAUGGUCGGACGCAAGGCAUCACCAUGCCCAGCGCUAUCGCCCAAGCCUCGCUCAUUCGAGAUACAUAUGCUAGAGCAGGUCUAGAUCCACGGCAAGAAGGGGAUCGCUGCCAGUACUUUGAGGCCCAUGGCACCGGCACUCCGGCAGGAGAUCCCAUUGAGGCAGAGGCCAUCAACGAGGCGUUCUUUGGUCAGUAUACUGUGUCGGGCACACAGGCAAGCACCCCGCUUUAUGUUGGCUCGAUCAAAACGGUGAUCGGUCAUACGGAAGGCACCGCGGGUCUAGCUGCUUUGCUCAAGGCAUCCCUGGCUCUCCAGCAUGGAGUAAUACCUCCAAACCUCCUCUUCCAACACUUGAAUCCUCGCAUUACUCCAUUCUACGACGCAGUCGAGGUACCAACUCAGGCCAUCGCCUGGCCGGAAACCUCCCCUGGUAGUCCCCGGCGUGCCAGUGUCAAUUCGUUCGGCUUUGGCGGUUCCAAUGCGCACGCAAUCCUGGAGAGCUACCAGCAACCAGAGAGGCUUACCGGUACGCCUCCUGUCAGUCAGGUGUUCAGUCAAUUUGUGUUCUCGGCCCAUUCAACCCAAUCUCUGGUCGGAAACCUGCGCGAGUAUUCACGGUUCUUGGAGACCAAUCCGACCAUCAGUGCGCAGGAUCUCGCAUGGACACUGCGCGCCCGGAGGUCCAGUUUCCCGGCCAAGGUCUCAUUUCCAGCCAGCUCGAUCCAAUCUCUCAAGGCAAAUAUUGACGGGUGGUUGACGACCGAGGCCCAAUCUGCGGGAGGUACUAUCGGGGCUCGUAUGACGGUAUCUUCGAGCACCAAUCGGCCGCGACUCUUGGUCAUAUUUACAGGCCAAGGAGCCCAGUAUGCACGAAUGGGGGCAGAGCUCAUUGAGCGGUCGCCCUACGCGGCUGCAAUUCUGGCCAGACUUGAAGGUCGACUUUCACAGCUACCGAUAAGCGACAGGCCGCCUUGGUCCCUGCGCCAAGAGUUGCUGGCCAAGGCAGCCAGCAGUCGAGUCCAUGAAGCAUUGAUUUCCCAGCCGCUCUGUACAGCUGUUCAAAUUCUGUUGGUGGAUCUCUUGCGUCUCGCUGGCGUGCAGUUCUCGACCGUGGUAGGGCACUCAUCCGGAGAGAUUGGUGCUGCGUACGCGGCCGGUUAUCUUUCAGCCGACGAUGCCAUCUGCAUCGCUUACUACCGUGGCCUGCACAGCAAAUUAGCGCGAGGCCCUGAACAAGGGAUUGAAGGAGCCAUGCUUGCAGUCGGUACCUCGUUAGAAAACGCACAGGAACUGCUCAGCAUGGAAGAAUUUUCCGGGAGAGUGACCGUAGCUGCCUGCAAUUCCUCUUCCAGCGUCACACUCUCUGGGGAUAAAGAUGCGAUUGAGGAACUGGAAGCUAUCCUUGAAGAUGAAGGAAAGUUCCGCAGACGCCUCAAGGUGGACAAGGCGUAUCGUUCUCACCAUAUGCAAAUGUGCUCAGGCGCGUACCUGCAAUCUCUGCGAGGCUGCAACAUUCGACCGCAGCAACCGUCAGCCGACUGCGUGUGGCUUUCAAGCGUUUAUGAAGAUCCCGCUGUCGACCUUUCAUCGACACUGCAUGGUCCUUACUGGGAUGAGAAUAUGGUUAGUCCUGUACUGUUUUCCCAGGCAGUCAAGCGAGCGUUCGCGUCCGGACCCUACGACGCGGUGAUAGAGGUCGGCCCUCAUCCGGCGCUCAAGGGACCAGCUACCCAAACCGCCCAAGAGGCGGGCUUCGAGGAGGUGUUAUACACCAGGCUGCUCACUCGCGGGAAGGAAUCCAUAGGUGGUUUAUCGAACGCCCUUGGACUGCUGUGGGUGCAUCUCGGAGCCUCCGGCAUCGAUAUAGAUGGGUUUGAGCGCGGUUUAAGUGGCGGGCGAGACUACCAAAUGGUCCUUAACCUUCCUUCAUAUCAGUGGCAGCACGACCGUGCAUCCUGGCACGAAUCGCGGAUUUCGCGGGGCCAUCAGCUCCAGAGUCGAACGGUCUUCCCCGCUGCAGGGUAUGUGGCCACUGCCCUCGAAGCAGUUCGAUAUUUUAUAUCCGAGCAGGAUAUUCGACUCAUCACAAUCCUCGACUUCAUCAUUCACCAAGCGAUGGUGUUUGACGACGAGGACGCGGGGAUUGAAGUGAUCACCUGCCUGGACGAUGUGCGCAGUGAAGAAGAGCCAAAGCGGGUCAGGGCUCGAUUCACGUACUCUGCAGCCGUAGGAAAGGAGCGCGACAGGUUGACUCUGGUGGCCAGUGGUGAGGUCGAGAUCCUUUUGGGCGAACCCUCACCCGAUAUUCUUCCCUCUCGAGGACCAUCAGAACCCAACAUGAUUGAGGUUGAGACCGAUCGGUUCUACCAUGCCCUGGAGGACCUCGGAUAUGGCUACCAGGGACCAUUCCGAGCCCUAUCAGCAUUGAAGCGGAAAUUGGGGCGAGCCACGGGCCUCGUGGCAAGGACGCCCACAGAUCCAACCAAGGCAGGGUUCCUGUCCUUGCAUGUCCCUACUCGGGUUCGGUCGGUCUGCGUCGAUCCGGCGCUCUGUGGUCGGCACUGGGCCCAUGUCGAUGAUCUGCCCUUUGAAUCCUCUCUGGUUGACCAUGAAGGCCCAGGCAUCACCUGCGAUGUCGACAUCUAUAACGCAGACAAUGCGCGGGUCGCACUGCAGAUAGAGACAGAGAGUAAUACACAGGAGGGCCAGAAAGAGGAGCCGCCUUCAAGUCCGGCCCCUGGGGAGAUCCCUGGCGAGGAUUCACCGGCUCUAGUAUCAUAUUCAGAUUCUAUUGAUCACCUUUCCCAAGCAGAAUCCAGUUCGCCAGAAGAGGGUCACCUUACGCCCAUUUCGUCCGUGAUUGACGAGCCGGCCAAAUCCACCCCGAAUCCGAGACCAAUAGCAGCGAUCCAACAAUCAGGUCGGUUGUCCUCCACCCAGUCUAUGUUCUGGUUUGUGCAUGCGUUGAUGGAGGAUAAGACGACACUGAAUCACACGGCGAUGUUCCGAUUGAGUGGGCCUCUGGAUGUCGACCGACUGCGCGAGGCUGUCACGGCCGUGGCUCAACGCCAUGAGGCACUACGAACAUGUUUGGUGAUGGAUGCCAGACAGCACAUCACCCAGGCAGUCCUGGAGACGUCUGUCUUGCGGUUGGAGCUCAGACAGAUCCACGCGGAUGACGAAGUCAUGGCCGAGUACGAGGCGCUGAAGCAGCACGUGUACGACCUCACGUCCGGAGAGACCAUGCGUAUUGUGCUGCUGUCGGGCUCGCCGGGGCACUACCACCUCUUGAUCGGAUGCCAUCAUAUCAACGUUGACGGCAUAAGUUAUCAGGUACUCAUGGCCGACUUGGAAUGCGCGUACAAGGGGGAACCUCGGGACACGCCAGUGCUUCAGUAUCUUGACUAUGCUGACCGGCAACGCGAACAGCACGAGCAAGGUGCAUGGGAUCAGGAAAUUGCUUUCUGGAAGCGUGAGCUGGGACCGAUCCCCAGCCCGUUACCCCCCGGCCGUCACCUUCUUGCCCAUCGGCAGCCACUGCAUCACUAUGGAGUCCAUUCCGUGAAAUUGAGGAUCGACACUGCUCUUGCGAACCGGAUUCGUGAAGUGGUGCGAACGUGCAAGGCGACCGCGUUCCAUUUUUACCUGGCGGCUUUCCGGGCUCUGCUGCAUCGCUACCUGAAUGCUCAAGAUGUAUGCAUUGGGAUUGCUGACGGGAAUCGGAGUGGCACUGGGAUGUUGGAUAGCAUCGGCCCAUAUGUGAAUCUGCUGCCCUUGCGGUUUGUGGCGCGGGAUGGGCAAUCCUUCCAGGAGGCCCUAGUCGAGGUCAAGAGUAGAACUUAUGCCGCUCUUGCCCACUCCCAGCUGCCUUUCGAAGUCCUACUGAACGAGUUGCGAGUGGCACGCUCACCGACACACAGUCCGCUCUUUCAGGCCUUCGUGGACUACCGGCAAGGGACUCGGGAGAGACAGCCGUUCGGGGACCUGCAACUGGAGAUGCUUCAUUUUGAGCCCGGACGAACUGCCUAUGAUGUCAGUCUCGAUAUCAUUGACAACCCGGGACAAGACGCGUUGGUUGUGGUCAUGGCUCAACGGAAUCUGUACUCGCUAGGCGACGCAGAGGUGAUGGCUCAAAUCUACGAAGAUAUACUGCAGGAAUACUCGUCCAUUCCAAGUAUGGCGGCCGACAAGAAUUGGAGCUUUCGACCGGAGACAUUACAGAAAGCGCUGGACCAUGAAGGCCCGGUGUUUCAACCACAGUGGUCCAGGACACUCAUUCACCAAUUCGAAACGCAGAGACAUUUGCACAAAACAGCCCUUCACGUCGCCAACGCUUCCGCUUGGUCAUACGAGGAGUUAGGGCAACGCGUGGACCGCAUCGCGCGGGAGCUGAUCAGCUGCGGGGCACAACCAAGUGACAAGGUUGCGGUAUUGCAGGACCGCACUGCAGAUCCCAUUGCGUCGAUGCUGGCCACGAUGAAAAUCGGCGCGGUGUAUGUUCCACUGGACCCUAACGUCCCAUUAGCCCGACUGGCAAAGAUUGUCCGUGAUUGCGACCCGGUGGCUUUGCUGGCCGAUAGCACUACCGUCACUGAAGGGGGAAGCCUCGCACAACCAUCGGCAGCAGUGAUGAUCGAUGUCUCAGAGUUAGCUGCGUAUUCUAGCGGGAGUUCCCUACCGAACCACGCGGAGCCGGACGCUACAGCGCUGAUUUUAUAUACCAGUGGCACCACAGGCACCCCCGAGGGCGUCGCUCUACCGCACUCCAGUUUCUGCCACGAAGUCGAGGUCUCGGUGUCCACCUACGGCCUGACUCAAGACGAUCAUAUCUUGCAGCAAAGCGCCGUCAGUUUCGACAUGUCUGUUCUACAGGUAUUUCUAGCACUGGCGCAGGGUGCCACAUUAUGCAUGACUUCGGCGGCAAUGCGGGCGGAUCCAUCUGCUAUCAGUGCCUUCAUUACACAGGCCGGGGUGACAUUCACCUGUGCUACCCCGUCCGAGUACCAAAGUUGGCUACAAUCUGGUCACCGGCGUGAGAGUCUGCGACUGUCUGCCUGGCGCACAGCUCUCACGGGAGGAGAGCCAGCCACCACGGCCCUACUUCACAGCUUCCGCGACCUGGGAAGACCUGAGCUUCGUUUGUAUAACGGGUAUGGACCAACUGAGACAACGUGUUGCUCCACCAAAAUGGAGCUGUCGUACCAGAAUGCGUUUCUAUAUGCCGAGUGUGUUCCAGCAGGGCGCCCCUCUGCGAAUGAAGCGAUCUACAUCGUCGACCAAGCAAUGCGGUUACAACCUGUCGGGCAGCCCGGAGAGAUUCUCAUCGGGGGAGUGGGGGUCGCGUCAGCGGACGUCUUCGCAAGUCCCAAGGACCGACAGCAAGGCUGGACAACAAUGUAUCGGACCAAGGAUUACGGACAUCUCCGCCCGGACGGCUCACUCAUCAUCGAAGGUCGCGUAGACGCAGACACGGAGAUCAAGCUCCAUGGAGUGAGAACCGACCUGAUGGAUAUUGAGAAAUCGAUAUUGCAGGCGGCUGAGGGGACUCUUUGCAAUGUUGCUGUCUCGGUGCGCUCGGCCGCGGAGAAGACGUUUCUGGUUGCGCACUGUGCCUUCUCGCCCACAGUAUAUCAAUCAACAGCAGAGCAAGAACAGUCCCUGCAAGCUCUACUGCCUCAGCUGCCGCUCCCGCAAGGCAUGUGUCCUUCCGCAUUGGUCACAAUAGACCAGAUGCCGUUGACCAGCGCAGGGAAGCUUGACCGUCAUGCGCUGGCUCACCUCUCCCUUCCAGCAUCAGCCGAGUCCAGGCGUGAAGCUACGGCUACCAGCACGCUAUCCGACGCGGAGACAGAAAUGAAAGGUCUCUGGGAAGAGGUGAUUCCUGAGGAGCUCUGGAGCCAUCAUCGGGUCGACAGCCAGACGGACUUCUUCCAUGUUGGGGGGAGCUCGAUGCUCCUGGUCGAUUUGCGGGCUCUAAUCAGCAAUCGCAUUGGUACAUCGAUCCCGCUUAUCCGGCUUUUCGAAUCCAGCACGCUGAAAGGCAUGGCAUUGCUCAUCGCCAGGACGACACCAGGAGACACGACAGUCGGCGUUCUCGACUGGAAGACGGAGACCAGCCUCACUCCCGACCUUGCACGCAUCGUUGGGCCUCCUUUGCCCUCGACAUCCCUGCUGCGAUGUCCACCAAGGGUGAUUGUUCUGACCGGAGCAUCUGGGUUUUUGGGACAACACUUGCUGCGACACCUGCUUGCCCAGCAGCAGCCCGUCGUUGACCAGGUAAUUUGUAUUGCAGUACGUCAAUUAGCGGAUCGAGCUCAUCUCUUUGCCGGAAUGGACCGGCAGCGGGUCGUCUGCUACGAAGGAGACUUAGCGGCGCCUCGCCUGGGGCUGAAGGAAGACGACGCCCAGCGGAUCUUCGGCACUGCGGACGCGGUGAUUCAUAAUGGGGCGGAUGUAUCCCAUCUCAAGAACUACCAUACUCUCAAGGGUGCGAACGUGCAAUCGACUCAGGAGCUCGUUCGGCUGUGCCUUCCCCGGGGUAUUCCCCUCCACUACAUUUCCACCGCCGGCGUGGCCAUGUUCACCACGCGCGAGGCUUUCGCCGAAGUCUCCGCUGGCGAUGCGCAACCUCCUUCUGACGGUUCUGACGGCUACACGGCUACCAAAUGGGUGAGCGAGCUGUACCUCGAGCAGGCCAGUCAGACGUUCCAGCUGCCGGUCUGGAUUCAUCGGCCAUCCAGUGUCGUCCGUCAAGAGCGCGCGGGGGCAGCAGAAGCCAUUGACCAAGACCAAGACAACGUGGACGCAAGGCCCAUGUUCGAUCUGCUCCAAAAUCUCCUCCGUUAUUCCCGGCACCUAAAGGCCGUGCCCGUCUCCACCAACCUGAAAGGCUCCUUGGACUUGGUCUCGGUGCAGAAUGUGGCGCGCGGAGUGGUGAAAGCGGUGGUAGCCCAAUCGAUCGACCAGCGUGAAGUCGCGUACAGUCAUCUGACCGGGGAUUUUGAACUACCGAUUGAUGGAUUGAAGGAGUAUCUUGAGGGGGAAACGGGAGAGGCGUUUGCGAUGCUACCGAUUCGCGAGUGGGCGCGUCGAGCGGAGGGGGCGGGGCUUCAUCGCGCCGUGGCCACGGUCUUCAGCCGGGUGGAUGAACUGGCACUGCCGCUGCAGUUCCCACGAUUUGGGCACACGAACGGGUGGAAAUGGAUGCAUGGAAGUGAGGAGUAA
Messenger RNA from Aspergillus aculeatinus CBS 121060, 8496 nucleotides. RefSeq lists its product as uncharacterized. The transcript is spliced from 9 exons. The record is from RefSeq and is a predicted model, not a curated record. NCBI's taxonomy places the organism in Eukaryota, Fungi, Ascomycota, Eurotiomycetes, Eurotiales, Aspergillaceae. Gene Ontology annotation, biological process: fatty acid biosynthetic process; secondary metabolite biosynthetic process. The coding region runs from base 1 to 8496 and encodes 2831 amino acids. Gene Ontology annotation, molecular function: fatty acid synthase activity; 3-oxoacyl-[acyl-carrier-protein] synthase activity.